This is a messenger RNA of Calidris pugnax (ruff), 6581 nucleotides long. RefSeq names its product serine protease 55-like. The record is from RefSeq and is a predicted model, not a curated record. The transcript has 6 exons. Gene Ontology annotation, molecular function: serine-type endopeptidase activity. Bases 1 to 912 code for a protein of 303 amino acids. Gene Ontology annotation, biological process: proteolysis. Lineage: Eukaryota; Metazoa; Chordata; Aves; Charadriiformes; Scolopacidae.
AUGGCAACGUGUCUCAUUUUGUACCCAGAGUGUGGCCUCCAACCAUCUUACGAGUCCUUCCUGGAGACUGGCAAGAAGAGGACAGCGGGGAGAUACGCCAAGGCUGGGGAGUUCCCGUGGCACGUGAGCAUCCAGAGCCACGGGGAACACAUCUGCGGAGGCGCCAUCAUCAGCGCGUUGUGGAUUCUGACUGCGGCCCACUGCGUUGCAGAAGAAGUGCCACCAGACCUCACUGUUGUGGUGGGGGGGACUGACCUCAGCCACCCGCUGGAAGAACAUAAACCGGAAAACUUGAUCAUCCACAAAAACUUUGACAGGAUGAGCAUGGAAAAUGACAUCGCUCUGAUCUUGCUGGGCUCUCCCAUCGAGUUCAGCAGUGAGAAAGUCCCCGUCUGCUUGCCCUUCAUCCACGACAUCGACACGUGGCAGCAGUGCUGGGUUGCUGGGUGGGGAUCCGCAAGUGGAGGAUCCCACGUGCUGCAGAAGGUGCGGAUGAAGCUCAUCAGCAGGGAGCAGUGCUUGAAGCAGAUCCCCGAGCUGGCGGAGAAUGCGCUGUGUGCUAAGCUGGAGAAAGGAGAAAGAGAAGCCUGUGAGAUGGACAGCGGGGGACCUCUGGUUUGCAGCUACUGGAAGACCAUGAAGUGGUUUCAGGUCGCUAUCGUCAGCUGGGGAGAAGAUUGUGCAGAAGAGCCAAACCAUGAGAUCUUAGUAUCUGUUUACAACUACCGCGACUGGAUUGAGACUGAAACAGCCAAGAGGGGGAAACCUUUCUUCACUGAAGGCAUAGAUAUCAGUGCACAUGCCAGGAUGGCUCCUUCCAGGGUGGUUCCUUCCAGGGCUGAGACACAGCUGGUGUUUCUUGAGUAUCCUCUUCUUUUAUUUAUCUCUUUAAUAGCAUUUAGAGUACUCUAGAGAGGAUUUUUCAAAACAUAAUAAAAGUCAGAACUACCAUCUCAUUCUUCUUUUGCUGCUUACCCAUAUAGUCGUGUCUCAGGUCAACCUGCCCCAUCUUGCUGAUGUGGACACAGACACCAAAAUGAGACCCCGCGGUGAGUCAGAGGAGCAAGGGAGAUGCUGGAAAGAUGCAAUGAGAGAUCCAGGACACAGGCAAGAGAAGCCAUAAUCCUCUGAAAAAACCACAGAUUUUCCAAACUGGUGGGUCACAUCGGGCCCAGUUGUUUGCUGAGCUCACAUGCCAAGUCAAGAUGUGGCAUCUGAAGGAGCUGCUCCCCUUGGAAAGCUGAAACCCUAAGAAAGGUCUUAGCUUUUUCAGUAUCUUAGCUGUUGGCAGGAUAGCUCUGGGUUAAUGUAACUUCCAGCUAAUUAUUGGCUGAAUUAAUAUAUUUUCUAUCUUACCCCACCUCCUCUCUUUCCUUGCCUGUCCCUUCUGAAAAGUUGGUAGCCAUCAAUUGCAGCCCUCCAGUUAUGCGAGUCGUCCCACCACGUUUCUGUGAUGGCAACUAGAUCGUAGUUUUCUUCCUGCAUGAUGGCCUCCAGCUCCUCCUGUUUGUUGCCCAUGCUGCGUGCAUUCAUGUAGAUACACUUCAGCCGGGCUAAUCUUCCCACUAUUUUUCUGGAAGGACUGGCACAUUUACCUAAUAGCAUUGGUGCGCUGUUCCCGGGCACCACUUUAGUAGCCCUGGUUCCAACCCCGUCCCCCUUCAAAUCUAGUUCAAAGCUCUCUUAAUAAGCCGUGCUAACUCCUGUCCCAUUAUGCUUUUUCCCCUUUGGGUUAGGCUUCCCCCAUCUGCUGCAAGCAUGCCUGAUGACCUGUAGAUCAUUCUGUGUCCAAAGAAGCCAAAGUCCUGCUGUUUACUCCAGUCUUUUAACCGUGAGUUGAUUUGUUGUUUCUUCUUACUUAUCCCUUCGUCCAUCCCUAUGUCUGGUGGGAUAGAAGAGAACACCACCUGUGCUCCUGACCCCUUGUCCCAGAGCUCUGAAAUCCCUUUUCAUUGCCUUGAGGCUUUUGGUAGUCACCUCAUCGUUGCCCACUUGAAAUAUCAGGAGAGGGUAAUAAUCUGAUGGAUGAACCAGGGAGUGGAUUUUUCUUUGUAUAUCCUUGGUCCUGGCCCCAGGGAGGCAAGUAAUCUCCCUGUGGGACGGGUCUGGCCUACAGAUUGGGCCCUCUGUUCCACUGAGAAGGGAGUCCCCUAUUACAAUCACCCUCCUUUUUUUCUUUGUUGAUGAGGUCCUGAGGCACCUGGGUGGGUGACCCAUCCAGGGUGCCUCACUGGGGAGAUCGUCCUCUCCAGUCUCCUUUGCCUCAUCCCCAAAAUCCAGGACUCCAAACCUAUUUUGCAAUUGUAACUGGGAGUGUGAGGGAGGCUGUUGAGGGUUCCGCUUGCCUCUCUGAGGGAGGACCAGCCUCCAUUCCCCCCUUUCCAUUAAGUCCCCUUUCUCUGCCUGGUGACAGGGCAAAAGGGGAUCAUCUACUUUUAUUAGUGCCUCAUCAUGCUGCCUUUGUCCCAGGGUAUGGCUCCACCAGUCUAUUUCGUUUUCGUAUUCUCUAAUGCGUCUUAACCUUUCCACCUCUUCACGCAGUUCUACCACCUGUCUGAGCAGGUCAUUUAUCUGCUCACAUCGCACACAACGGGUGUCCCUGGGUCCCUGUGGUACCGCAGCCAGGCUCAGGCAUUCGGUGCAGCCAGGGCCCUGAACGGCUGCAUCUUUGCGGGGAAGCUCGGUCUGAGUUCCCACAUUUUUCCUCACAGGGCCUUUGGGGCGUUUGGCCGCCAUUUCCUCUCUUGAGCCUGAGCGGACCAUUCCCCCUCAGACUCUCCCUUUGUGUCCCGCGCACGAGUCCCCGCUCCGCCCCCUCCCUCUGCCGCUCUCCGCGCGCUCUGUCCAACAGCUGAGGUCCGCUUCCCUCACGCUCUGCGCACGUGCGCCUGCGCGCUCAUAUCCCCGCCUUUCUGCUCACGCGCGCCCGGCACGCGCUCGGAGCCUGUUGCGGCUAUGGCCGCCCACAGCUACGUCAGCCUCUCGGCUCCCCCGCGAGAUUCCCGACUGGUUUCGGGUCUCCCCGCUCUCCCUCGGCUUCCCGCCUCCGGGAAACCCCCUCUCCGUCUCAGUCUAGGUCAAAUUUAAAGCCGCAGCACUCACCGCUGCCGCUGUCGCUCUCCGCGUGGUCUUCUUUCGGUCUUUUUUUGUCAACUUGCUGGUGUCCGCUGCAAUUUCUGUUUUCCCAUCUCAAGGGAAGAAUAAAGCAGUUAUUUUCCUUGCGUAGAGACCCACAUUGUGAAAGAUAAAGCUGGUACCCUGGGUGAGGCAUGGCCUCAUAGACUCCCAGGAAAGCAGGUGUAUAACAAGAUCAUCUGUUCUGGAGAAAGCUCAGUGGACUACCCUUCACAGAGCUUCCACAGGACCCCAUGAAGAGUCCCUCAAUCUGAGUUCCUCAGACACAUGAGCGAGAAACCCAAGGUGUGCAGUGCAGCUCAUCUCAGGUCACCACCAAGAACCAGCAGGAUAAGCCAUCCCUUUGCGGAUCUUCCUGCUCUACCACAUCCCAGACUUCAUCUAUCAUCAAAAAUAAGUCAUUUUUAGAAUCCUAUUUAGCAAUCCUCCACUCCCCCAGAUUUCCGCUUUACCCAUUAACACCUCCCCCUUCUCUACCUACUUACCCACCUCCUGGUCUGGCAUAAAGUCAGGAGCACAAACCCAUCUCUGCUAACAAUUGGACAGCCCCUGUAAGCGCUUGGGGUCCCAAGACCAUAUGGUUGUGCCCUGACCCUCUUGCCCCAAGAUGCCUCACAAAUCCAGCCAAGAGCAGUCCUAAGGGCUCGUCUCUGGCUGUAGUUUCAUGCUUAGAAGCCUCUGCUGCUGUCCAGGGUUUGUUAAUCACUCUCUUCUCACUUCCUGGUUAUUGGUGGUGGUGCCAGGAUCCCACGUGCUGCAGAAGGUGCGGAUGAAGCUCAUCAGCAGGGAGCAGUGCUUGGAGCAGAUCCCCGAGCUGGCGGAGAAUGCGCUGUGUGCUAAGCUGGAGAAAGGAGAAAGAGAAGCCUGUGAGAUGGACAGCGGGGGACCUCUGGUUUGCAGCUACUGGAAGACCAUGAAGUGGUUUCAGGUCGCUAUCGUCAGCUGGGGAGAAGAUUGUGCAGAAGAGCCAAACCAUGAGAUCUUAGUAUCUGUUUACAACUACCGCGACUGGAUUGAGACUGAAACAGCCAAGAGGGGGAAACCUUUCUUCACUGAAGGCAUAGAUAUCAGUGCACAUGCCAGGAUGGCUCCUUCCAGGGUGGUUCCUUCCAGGGCUGAGACACAGCUGGUGUUUCUUGAGUAUCCUCUUCUUUUAUUUAUCUCUUUAAUAGCAUUUAGAGUACUCUAGAGAGGAUUUUUCAAAACAUAAUAAAAGUCAGAACUACCAUCUCAUUCUUCUUUUGCUGCUUACCCAUAUAGUCGUGUCUCAGGUCAACCUGCCCCAUCUUGCUGAUGUGGACACAGACACCAAAAUGAGACCCCGCGGUGAGUCAGAGGAGCAAGGGAGAUGCUGGAAAGAUGCAAUGAGAGAUCCAGGACACAGGCAAGAGAAGCCAUAAUCCUCUGAAAAAACCACAGAUUUUCCAAACUGGUGGGUCACAUCGGGCCCAGUUGUUUGCUGAGCUCACAUGCCAAGUCAAGAUGUGGCAUCUGAAGGAGCUGCUCCCCUUGGAAAGCUGAAACCCUAAGAAAGGUCUUAGCUUUUUCAGUAUCUUAGCUGUUGGCAGGAUAGCUCUGGGUUAAUGUAACUUCCAGCUAAUUAUUGGCUGAAUUAAUAUAUUUUCUAUCUUACAGCUAAGUAUCUUCAGAGACCACAGCAGCUGCUCAGGUGAUAUUUGAAGCUCCUGGGACAUGACUGCGUGUCGAAUUCAGUGUCUAUUUAAGCCAGAAAAAGGACAAAAGAACUUUUGGGCAGUGUUGGAAAGUCUAGCAUCAUAGAACUAAUCAGUUGUAUUUACCUGGAUUGCAAAUGCUGGGUUUGGGUUAUUAAAGGCAAAAGAGAAAAAUUUGGCUGGGUAAGAGAACUGCUCCUGAGCCAUCGAUAAAAUGCUGUCUACAGAAACCCCUGGGCUUUGUAAUUAGCCAAAAUUAAUCCCUUGCAAGCAAAUGGUAAAUCAAAUUGAAAUAGCAUUGUUUUUUUUAAUCUGUUAGAGGCCUUUUACACGUGCUGCUGAGAGGUCCACAUCCCAGCCUGAGGUGGGACUGAGCUGGUCCUUCACGCGACGCGUGAUCCUUCAUUGCUUCUGCAGCAUCACAGUGCAUGGCAGAACGCAGCCUGGUCAUCACAAGGACGUUGCUUGUCUUGGAAGUGAUGGGGAAGGAGGCAAGCAGCAAGGUCUCCUUCGUGUCCCACCUUUGCAACAGCAUAAAAGCACCUGUAAUUUGCAGCAAUGAUAAAACUCAGUGAAUGUGCAAUGGGACAGAACCUCACAAAUUGGUUUUAAUUACCUUGAUAUUUUCUGGCUAGCUGGUGGAGAAGCCUUGUAAAUGAGAAUUAAUUCAUCUACCUUAAGCUAAUGCAAACCCAUCUUGGCAUAAAAGUCAGACUUUAUUUUCUGUGUUAUCUGAGCAGAAAAUAAUGCUUAAUUAUUAUUAGUUCUGAGUAAUGCUUAUGAAAAUUGCUCCACAUUAAUUUCACAUGGCUGACUGGCUAAUGGAUGCAUAAGGGUCUUGUAACCCUUUGCAAAAAGACUAAUAAAAGCUAAAAACAAGGGGAAUAUAUUACUUUAGCAGCUAUUAGUAGUAGACAGUGUCUGCUGGCAUUAAUACCUAUAUUUAUUUUCCUUUCUAUUAAUAAUAUAUCAACAGAUUCUAGAAGCUGUGGCAGGGGCUGGACAUCAGGAAAUAUUUCCUAAUGCUGCAAUCUAUUCAGCUACAGAAUUGUUUCCCCCAAAGGAAAUGAGAGAUGGCCUCCUGCUUGAAUUAUUUUAAUGUGGGGAUUGUAUGAAGCACUUUCGCCUGCAGCACAAGGCAUGGAAAAAGCCUGCCCUUACAGGCGACUGCAAAAGGACCCAGCAGGUCUUCUCCAUCAGUAGCACUUUGCAAACUGAUAAUGGUUGGUGUUAAAUGCAGGUGAUGCUGCUUAGUGGUUACAGCAGGGCACUGCUGCUGCGGGGGUCGAUCCCUCCUGCUGCUCAUUUACUCACUGGCUUUGGGGAAGGAAAGUUUGUGCUUCGUGCCUCAGUUUCCCUACUUGUAAACUGAGAUAAUGAAGGUGGUUCAUUUUGCUAUGUGGAAGCAUCAGUCCUACAAAUUUAAGACCAGGUAUGUAGCUGCAAAGGAAUAAAUGGGAAAGAGACUUUUCUUCCUUAUUUAAAACACCAUGAAAUUCAUUAAAGUGAAUACAUCUUUGCUACUACAUCCACUGUUCAAUAAUUAGGGCGAGAAAGGAGAUGUUUGUUUAAUAUUUCUGUGCUGUAAGUAGGUCUGAUGAAAGCACGCUGGUGCUGUGUUUUGUUUCAAAGGUGUUUGUGUUUUGAGAGAACACAUCACUUUUGAUUAUGGAUUUGAUGGGAAUGUGUUGGAGCCACACAAAAUCAAAAUGCAAUGUAUCAGCUUUGUCAUUAACAUUUCAACGUGACCCAUUAAUUUUUUAAGCUUUGUAA